Molecule: messenger RNA, 1458 nt
Organism: Panthera uncia (snow leopard)
Lineage: Eukaryota; Metazoa; Chordata; Mammalia; Carnivora; Felidae
Gene: PDHA2
Product: pyruvate dehydrogenase E1 subunit alpha 2
Exons: 1
Coding region: 90-1265 (391 amino acids)
Biological process (GO): pyruvate decarboxylation to acetyl-CoA
Cellular component (GO): intracellular membrane-bounded organelle
Molecular function (GO): pyruvate dehydrogenase (acetyl-transferring) activity
Source: RefSeq, a predicted model, not a curated record
UCUGACGCGGAAGGAGGCUCCGGAGGGGACCGGCGCAGCCAGGCCUCUGGGCAACUGAGAGUCGGGGCCACCCCCUUGGGCUGUUCUCCAUGAGGAAGAUGCUCGCUGCCGCUGUCUCCCGCGUGUUGUCCGGGGUCACGCAGAAGCCCGCUAGCAGAGUGCUGGUGGCAUCCUGUAACUAUUCAAAUGAUGCGAUGUUUGCAAUUAAGAAAUGUGAUCUUUAUCGCUUAGAAGAGGGUCCCCCUGUCACAACACUGCUCACCCGGGAGGAUGGGCUAAAAUACUACAGGAUGAUGCAGACUGUUUGCCGAAUGGAGCUGAAGGCAGAUCAGCUGUAUAAACAAAAAUUUAUCCGUGGGUUCUGUCAUUUGUGCGAUGGUCAGGAAGCUUGUUCUGUGGGCCUGGAGGCCGGGAUAAAUCCCACCGACCAUGUCAUCACAUCCUAUCGGGCUCAUGGCUUGUGCUAUACUCGUGGACUCUCUGUCCGAUCAAUUCUUGCAGAGCUGACAGGACGAAGGGGAGGCUGUGCUAAAGGAAAAGGAGGAUCGAUGCAUAUGUAUGUCAAGAAUUUCUAUGGGGGCAAUGGCAUUGUUGGCGCACAGGGGCCCCUGGGAGCUGGUAUUGCUCUGGCCUGUAAAUACAAGGGAAACAAGGAGGUCUGUUUGACUCUUUAUGGGGAUGGUGCUGCGAAUCAGGGUCAGAUAGCUGAAGCUCACAAUAUGGCAGCUUUGUGGAAAUUACCCUGUGUUUUCAUCUGUGAGAAUAACCUCUAUGGAAUGGGAACCCCUGUUGAGAGAGCAUCAGCCAGCACCGAUUACUAUAAGAGAGGAAAUUUUAUCCCUGGACUAAGGGUAGACGGAAUGGAUGUUCUAGGUGUUCGGGAGGCAACUAAGUUUGUAGCUGACUACUGUAGAUCUGGAAAGGGGCCCAUAGUGAUGGAGCUGCAGACCUACCGGUAUCAUGGACACAGUAUGAGUGACCCUGGGAUCAGUUAUCGUACCCGAGAAGAAGUUCAGAAUGUGAGAAAGAAGAGCGAUCCUAUUAUGCUUCUCAAAGACAGAAUGGUGAACAGUGAGCUUGCCACUGUUGAGGAACUAAAGGAUAUUGAUGUUGAAGUGAGGAAAGAAGUGGAGGAUGCAGCCCAGUUUGCUCUGACUGAUCCUGAACCACCUUUGGAAGAAUUAGCUCAUCACAUCUACUGCAAUACUCCAGCUUUUGAAGUUCGUGGUGCAAACCAGUGGAUCAAGUUCAAGUCCCUCAGUUAAAGGGAGACUUAUGUAAAUUUACUUUUAGUCCUUCAUGGGAAUGUUCAUGGUCCACUUUAAGAAACUGUGUGCCCAGUUUGGCUAAGCAGGAAUAAAACCCAUUAAAUAAGGGCCCUGUAAACUUUUAUUAAAAUAAAUUGAGAUGAUUAAGCGACUAUUAGAAGAGAAUAAAAGAGAUCAUUGAAAAAAUGUA